Molecule: messenger RNA, 471 nt
Organism: Nerophis lumbriciformis (worm pipefish)
Lineage: Eukaryota; Metazoa; Chordata; Actinopteri; Syngnathiformes; Syngnathidae
Source: RefSeq, a predicted model, not a curated record
AUGGGCAGCCACUUCCGGAGCUACAUCUGGGACCCGGUUCUUAUUGUCUUCCAAAUCGUGUUGAUGCAGUGCAUCUACUACAGCUUUCUGGGCUUGUGGUUGGCAGGAGUGGACAGUCUAGUGCAAAGGCGUAGCUCGCUGGACCAGAUCUUCAGCUAUGAAAUCCUUGGUUUUGCAUCCAUUCUGGGUAGGCUCUCCAUGAUGGCGUUUGUUUUAAACUCUCUUACCUGCGCUCUGGGCUUGUGGUUCUUCAUCCGCCGAGGGAAGCAGUGCCUGGACUUCACCGUCACGGUGCACUUCUUCCAUUUGAUAGCCUGCUGGAUCUACAAUUCUCACUUCCCCUCCACGCUGGCCUGGUGGCUCAUCAACUUGGCCUGCGUGGCGUUGAUGGCGGUCAUCGGAGAGUACUUGUGCAUGCGGACCGAGCUCAGGGCCAUCCCGGUCAAUUCCGGACCCAAGUCUAACCUUUGA